Molecule: messenger RNA, 1350 nt
Organism: Bubalus bubalis (water buffalo)
Lineage: Eukaryota; Metazoa; Chordata; Mammalia; Artiodactyla; Bovidae
Gene: RASL10B
Product: RAS like family 10 member B
Exons: 4
Coding region: 403-1014 (203 amino acids)
Molecular function (GO): GTPase activity; GTP binding
Source: RefSeq, a predicted model, not a curated record
CCGCCUCCUCCCGGCGCGAGCGGGCGGCGCGCUCCGGAGGGAGAGCGGGGCCGGAGGAGGUUUGCUACCCCCUCGGCGGCCAGCACCUGCCCCACGCCGCUCCGCGCCCGCGCGGACUGGGCAUCCGGGGGCGCCCGCACCUUUCUCCCCCCGGGCCGGGGAGCCAGCCAGGGGGCAGCGCCGGAGCCCGGGGGGAGCGCGGCCCCGCCGGCCGGCCGGCCCGCCCGGGCUGGGGGCAGCUAGGACGGCCCCGGGCCAAGUGGAGUCCGCAGAGGGCCCUGGGCAAGCAGGGGGCAGCGGUGAUGGGUCCUGACGGUGGCUGAGCCCCUAGCCCCUGGAAUAUGCAGCCCGGGGGAGCCCCAGGCAGCGGCGAGGACGCGGUGGCGGAGCCGGGUGGGAGGCAUGGUCUCCACCUACCGGGUGGCCGUGCUGGGGGCGCGAGGUGUGGGCAAGAGUGCCAUCGUGCGCCAGUUCCUGUACAACGAGUUCAGCGAGGUCUGCGUGCCCACCACCGCCCGCCGCCUCUACCUGCCUGCUGUUGUCAUGAACGGCCACGUGCACGACCUCCAGAUCCUCGACUUCCCGCCCAUCAGCGCCUUCCCGGUCAACACGCUGCAGGAAUGGGCAGACACCUGCUGCAGGGGACUCCGGAGUGUCCACGCCUACAUCCUGGUCUACGACAUCUGCUGCUUUGACAGCUUUGAGUACGUCAAGACCAUCCGCCAGCAGAUCCUAGAGACGAGGGUGAUCGGCACCUCGGAGACGCCCAUCAUCAUCGUGGGCAACAAGCGGGACCUGCAGCGCGGACGCGUGAUCCCGCGCUGGAACGUGUCCCACCUGGUGCGCAAGACCUGGAAGUGCGGCUACGUGGAGUGCUCGGCCAAGUACAACUGGCACAUCCUGCUGCUCUUCAGCGAGCUGCUCAAGAGCGUGGGCUGCGCGCGCUGCAAGCACGUGCACGCCGCCCUGCGCUUCCAGGGCGCGCUGCGCCGCAACCGCUGCGCCGUCAUGUGAUGCGGCUGGGCGCGGGGCGGGAGGAGAACUCCGACGGCCCAGUGUGGGGCCUGCGACGCCCCCGCAGCCACGCACCUCCCCCCGGUGGGGGGAGAGAGGCCGAGGGCGGCGAGAGGGAGCGUCUCCGUCAGCGCCCCGUCCCCACUCCCGCGCCUGUGCGCCCCGGGACGGCCGCUUCUAGUGCUGUAUGUAGUUCCUGCGGUUCCCGGCCCGGCCCCAGGGGCGCCCCGCCCUCCGGGAUCACGGUGCGCGCGCGGGACACGCCGGGUGGGGGUGGGGUGGUGCUGCCUUGGCCGGACCCCCCCCCACCCCCUACACACACCCGUCUUCUCCAGA